This is a messenger RNA of Salpingoeca rosetta, 1933 nucleotides long. RefSeq lists its product as uncharacterized. NCBI's taxonomy places the organism in Eukaryota, Choanoflagellata, Craspedida, Salpingoecidae. Bases 74 to 1525 code for a protein of 483 amino acids. The record is from RefSeq and is a predicted model, not a curated record. The transcript is spliced from 13 exons.
CACACACACACACACACACACACCAAGCAAGUGUCUGCUGGCAGACCUCAACACCACACAUCGUCGAUUUUUCAUGGGCAAUAAACACCAACUUUCCUCAACCACCAAACCAAGCAAGACAACGAGGAUGAUGAUGAAGCGAGGUGCCGCGUCUGCCAGCGUUGCGCUGCUUGCCACGAUUGUGGUGUUGCUCUGUGGUCUUGCAGUGGCCCAGCAGUGCGUGACGUGCCCGGACCAAUCCAAGUGCUGUGGCGGGGAGAUUUGCUGCAAGGACGGCAACAGCUACGGAUGCUGCCCUGCUGGCGGAACGUGCUGCAAUGACACUUGCUGCGACAACACCCAAUCCUGCUGCGAGGGAACCUGCUGUGAGAAGCAAACCACCUUCUGCUGCCCGAAGCUCAGCCCCCACCCGGCCCGCUGCUGCCCACGUUGGACCGUGUGCUGCCCUGGCGGCCAGGAUGGCUGCUGUACCCCCUUCGAGGCCCAGGCAUACAUGGCCCAACCGUUCACCAAGAUGCACCUCAAGGAAGACUCAGUCAAGGCCGGAUCCAAGGUGAUCUAUGCGCUCUUUAACGAGGUGUCGACAGUCAAGGCCGUCACCAUCGACGCAGAGACGGGCAAAAUCCUCGCCAACAAGAAGGUUGAGGGCUUCAACAACUGGGGCGAGAUGACGCGCCUGUUUACAUAUGAUGAAUCCCGCAACCUCUUCUACUACAUGGAGGCAAACUUCCUCUCCGACACCCUGCCCCGCCCCCUGUACCUGUACACUGUUGAUCCAGUCACUGGCCAGGCCACCAAGAAGACGGUGCAAGGCGCAAACAACUUCCCCUCUGGCUACACGUACAGCUGCACGCUGGAUGCGAUUGUGCUUGGCACGGAGAAGCUUGAUGGCAGCGGCAACCGUGUUGGCUACCUCUACUACACCGUCGACCCAACAACAGCCGUCGCAACCAAGAAGUCCGAGUCCUCCUUCCAGGGCGAGGACGACUAUGCGGGCUGGUUCCACGCCGUCUCUGUCAACGGCUCUCUUGCGCUCCGCCAGGGAUACAAGAACGUCGUGGAGGAAUCUGUGUCCGGUUUGGGCGUCACGUCCCUCUCUUCCCCAACAACUGCUGUGCAGUGGUACUACACGCAGGCUGCGGCGUCGCACAACUUCUACGAGACGCUGAACCCGAUUGCUGAUGGCGUCUUCCUCUCCCUUGCGCAGCAGUCCGUCGGCAACCACUCCUACGACCUCCUCAAGUGGAGCCCUGGUGGUGUUGGCCGCGUCGUUGCAUCGCUCGGCAACUCGCAUCCCGUUCCGUUCUUCGGCUACGUCGCCUCCCAGCUCAACUGCAAGCGCUCCACCCUCCUGACGGCAACGGUUGAGGCGCAUGCCCCAGCCAUCCUCAACGACAGGUGGGUGAUUGGCGUGUUUGACGUGUCGUCGUCGUCAUUCCGUCAGCUCGACAUUGACCCGAAGCUUCCCGCCGAGGAGACUAGCGUGUCCGGUCUUGGUGUCAUUGUGGACGCGCCAUCCACCUAAACGCACACAUCCACUAAACGCACGCACGCUCGUGUGCAGUCGCCAGCUUCGCUUGCUGAUCUGCGGCGCAAAGCGCGCGCUGCACUGUAUCACUGUGCUUUGUGUGUGUACGCUAGCGCGUGCACAUGUUUGUGUGCCUGAGUUGUCCGUGUUGAAUGUGUAUACACAUAUGUGUUUGUGCACAUGUGUUUGUGCACAUGUGUUUGUGCACGUGUGUGUGUGUGUGUGUGUGUGGUCCUGUGCAUCUGUGGAACGCUGGUGCUUCGUUCGCUUCUACAUCUGCGGGUGCGCACACCGCACGCGUGCGUGUCUUGUGUCGAGUUUUGUUGCAUUGAUGUGAGUGUGACAAUUCGUCAGCUUUACUACCCUCUCCAAGUAUCCAUCCAUUACAACAGCACGACAGCACAA